This is a messenger RNA of Thamnophis sirtalis, 644 nucleotides long. It is a transcript of the gene RPL18A, whose product is annotated as ribosomal protein L18a. Gene Ontology annotation, biological process: translation. Lineage: Eukaryota; Metazoa; Chordata; Lepidosauria; Squamata; Natricidae. The record is from RefSeq and is a predicted model, not a curated record. Gene Ontology annotation, molecular function: structural constituent of ribosome. Gene Ontology annotation, cellular component: ribosome.
CGCCUGCGCAACUUCUUUUUCUGGGCGUCCGCGAGAGAGGCGACACCAUGAAGGCGUCGGGUACGCUGAGGGAGUAUAAAGUUAUUGGGAGAUGCCUUCCUACUCCCAAAUGUCCAACACCACCUCUCUAUCGGAUGCGCAUCUUUGCUCCCAACCAUGUGGUUGCAAAAUCCCGUUUCUGGUAUUUUGUCUCGCAGCUGAAGAAGAUGAAAAAAUCUUCUGGGGAAAUUGUAUACUGUGGACAGGUUUUUGAGAAGUCUCCUCUGAAGGUGAAAAAUUUUGGUAUCUGGCUGCGCUAUGAUUCUCGUAGUGGAACUCACAAUAUGUACAGGGAGUACAGAGAUUUAACAACUGCUGGAGCUGUUACACAGUGCUAUCGUGAUAUGGGAGCACGUCAUAGAGCCCGUGCUCAUUCUAUUCAAAUCAUGAAGGUUGAAGAGAUUGCUGCUAGCAAAUGCCGCAGACCUGCUGUCAAACAGUUCCAUGAUUCUAAAAUUAAAUUCCCUUUGCCACACAGAGUGUUGCGCCGCCAGCAUAAGCCUCGCUUUACUACCAAGAGACCAAAUACAUUCUUCUAAAUGUAGGCUUGAUUGAUAUGUUCCAUGUAUCAAUAAAGUUUUUUGAACAUUUGAUUGUAUUUUAAA